AUGAGUGAACAGGAUCGGGCCCAUAAGGAACGUUGUAAAUUUUUUUAUUAUUGGUUAGGGGACAUAGUGCGGAAGGAGAGGGAGGGCAUAACUAAUUUUAAGAGUAUCAUGGACACAAUAUAUAGUACACUGCGGCAAUGGGGCUCUGAUGCAAGUUGUGCAAAUAUGUACACUGACACGGCCAAACUACAUUUCAACGAUAUGAGAAAAGUAUUCGACUACUAUUAUAACUUUAAUACUAUGUGUGCCGACCUUUUAGUAGCUGAUUUCAGCGGGGUAGAUCAAUAUUCUAGUUCCCUGGGGGCAGUUCCUGACGCCUAUGGGAAAAUGAAUUCACAGUGUGCAAGGCAUUCUGAGGGUGGUUCCUAUUGUGAAGAAUUCUACAGUAAAUAUGAUAAAUACCGUAAUAAAACAUUAUCUAAACAGAUGUGUGAUGCAAUAAAAGGAGAAGAAACUGCACCUGGGGUAGGUCUUGCUCCUGCAGUAGGAGUUGCUCCAGGGGUUGGAAUUGGACAUGGGAAGGAACCUUCUGCUGGGGACGACUUCGACUUAGGUGACGCCGUCGCCACAUCUGAAGCACAAACAACACCUCCAGCAGCUACUGAAACAAUUAGGCAAGACGGUUAUGCAGGUGCCGCUAGUGCAGCAGGUCCAACAGAAGGUUCACCAUUGUCCAUUAUUAUGCCACCUACUGCUGCUGUGCUAAUAGGAGUACCACUUCUGGCCUUCUUCUUUUAUAAAUACUCACCAUUUUUUUCUCGGAGAAGUAACUACUCUUCUAACAGAAGAACGGAAAGAAGAUCCAAUAAGCGGAACUUCAAUCCUGAAUCUGAUGAUUCUAACGAAUAUUUAACAGAAGACUCGUCAUUCCAUUCAGCGGACAAUUCAACAGAAUAUUCUUCGGAGGAUGAGUCAACAGAAGGUUCUGUUUCAUAUGCUACACCUUCCAGAAGAACAAACAAUAGAAGACCAGCAAACAGGAAGAAUAUUAGUUAUCAAAACAUGUAA
Molecule: messenger RNA, 1008 nt
Organism: Plasmodium coatneyi
Lineage: Eukaryota; Apicomplexa; Aconoidasida; Haemosporida; Plasmodiidae
Product: KIR protein
Exons: 2
Coding region: 1-1008 (335 amino acids)
Source: RefSeq, a predicted model, not a curated record